Elephantulus edwardii (Cape elephant shrew) is the source of this 945-nucleotide messenger RNA. RefSeq names its product uricase-like. Gene Ontology annotation, molecular function: urate oxidase activity. Gene Ontology annotation, biological process: urate catabolic process; purine nucleobase catabolic process. Lineage: Eukaryota; Metazoa; Chordata; Mammalia; Macroscelidea; Macroscelididae. The transcript has 8 exons. Gene Ontology annotation, cellular component: peroxisome. The record is from RefSeq and is a predicted model, not a curated record. The coding region runs from base 1 to 945 and encodes 314 amino acids.
AUGCAAUUUAGAAGUAAACACUGUCAGAGCCUGUCCUAUUUUCAUGAUAAUAUUCAGAGAAACGAUGAGGUGGAGUUUGUGCGAACUGGCUAUGGCAAGGAUAUGGUCAAAGUUCUCCAUAUUCAGAGAGAUGGAAAACACCAUACCAUUAAACAGGUGUCAGCUUCUGUGCAACUGACUCUGAGUUCCAAAAAAGAUUAUCUGUAUGGAGACAAUUCAGACAUCAUCCCUACAGACACCAUCAAGAACACAGUCCAUGUCUUGGCAAAAUUCAAAGGGAUCAAAAACAUAGAAACUUUCGCUAUGAACAUCUGUGAGCACUUCCUUUCUUCCUUUAACCAUGUCACCCGAGUUCAAGUUUAUGUGGAAGAAGUCCCUUGGAAGCGUUUUGAAAAGAAUGGUAUUAAACAUGUCCAUGCAUUUAUUCACACUUCCACUGGAACACACUUCUGUGACAUUGAACAGAUGAGGAGUGGACCUCCUGUUAUUCAUUCUGGGAUUAAAGACCUCAAGGUCUUGAAAACAACUCAGUCUGGAUUUGAAGGAUUCCUUAAAGACCAGUUUACCACGCUCCCUGAGGUGAAGGACCGGUGCUUUGCCACCCAGGUGUACUGCAAGUGGCGCUAUCACCAGUACAGAGAUGUGGACUUUGAGGCCGCCUGGAAUGUUGUUCGGGACACCGUCCUGGAGAAAUUUGCUGGGCCCUAUGACAAAGGCGAGUACUCGCCCUCUGUGCAGAAGACCCUCUAUGACAUCCAGGUGCUUUCCUUGAGUCGGGUUCCUGAGAUAGAAGACAUGGAAAUCAGCCUGCCAAACAUUCACUACUUUAACAUAGACAUGUCCAAAAUGGGACUGAUCAACAAGGACGAGGUCUUGCUACCUUUAGACAAUCCAUAUGGCAAAAUUACUGGUACAGUCAGGAGGAAGCUCUCCUCACGGCUGUGA